Uranotaenia lowii is the source of this 3686-nucleotide messenger RNA. It is a transcript of the gene Ocrl, whose product is annotated as inositol polyphosphate 5-phosphatase OCRL. The transcript is spliced from 10 exons. Gene Ontology annotation, cellular component: membrane. The coding region runs from base 321 to 2948 and encodes 875 amino acids. The record is from RefSeq and is a predicted model, not a curated record. Gene Ontology annotation, molecular function: phosphatidylinositol-4,5-bisphosphate 5-phosphatase activity. Gene Ontology annotation, biological process: phosphatidylinositol dephosphorylation; signal transduction. NCBI's taxonomy places the organism in Eukaryota, Metazoa, Arthropoda, Insecta, Diptera, Culicidae.
CCACUUUCGCAGACAGCUGGGCUGGGUGGUUCAAAAACUUCCAUUCGCAGUUUGCAUCUUCUCGCGUAUAUCAAUCUUCGCAGGGUCGAUGAUUCAAAAAUUUAAUAGCCUUAUCAAACAUUGACUGGUUGAUAGUGGCGAAAAUCAACCCGUAACAGGUGCCACUUUAGGGGUGCGAGAAGUUGAAACUCCAGCUAGGUGGCGCGCGGUAGUGAUUCAUUAGUGACCAACCAUCACCUCUAGGGAAUAAGCUACUGAGGAAGUGUCCAGAUCGUUGCAGCUCUCUUUUGGAAGAAGAAAAGGAAGCCUUUCAAAGGACCAUGAAUACGGGCCACUACGACACUACUAUCAUCACGACGGUCACGCAGAAGUUUCGUGACGGUGAAUCGAUACUUGCUAUUUUUGAAGGUUACCAAAUCGUCGGCAAUAGGCAUCAGAACCGGCUGCUAGUCAUCGUGAGUUCCAACUACACAUCGGCUCUGUUUACUUUUUCUAUCGCACGGUAUCCACCAGAAAGCAUAUCAGACCUCACGAUCGUGUCCGUUCAUCCUAUCGAUGAAGCAUUUUGGGUCAAUCCGGAAUCUGCUGCAGUCAGUUCCAUAUCCAGUCAUCAGUUCACGAUAUUCUCCCACAAUGAACCCACUGUGUAUUACUAUCAGGCCAGUCCGGAUACCAUCGCUUCACGGGACAAUUUCAUAGCGAAGCUAAAACAACUGAUUGCUGGUUACAAAAGUGCUUCCUCGCAGGCAGCUGCUGCUAGUGGUUCGUUAGAUUUCAAAUGGUUAGAAUACUACAAACGGGCCGACAUGCUGGCCAUUGAUCGGAACAUUGCCGACGGUAGCCAGGCCCCCAAGACCAGGGAUUCGAAGUUCAAAGAGGAGCUGGAACGACGUCGGCACGAGUACGUCGUGUAUGAACCAUAUAAAAUCUAUACCGCCACCUGGAACGUUAACGGCCAAACGGCUGAGGAUAUCGAACUGCCGGAGUGGUUGUCCACCACCGAAGAUCCACCGGAUAUCUAUGCGGUAGCGUUUCAGGAAAUCGAAUGGACUCCGGAAAAGAUUAUCAUGAACGAAACGAAGAUCGAUCGAACCUGGGUAAACAAAGUGAUGAGUGGAUUACACAGUGGAGCGGUCUAUGAAGAACUUGCCUCCGUACGUUUGGUAGGGAUGAUGCUAACAGUGGCCGUGAAGAAAUCACUUAGGGACCAGAUUUCAGAUUGUUUGACGGCAGCCGUGGGAACUGGAACUUUAAAAUGGGGCAACAAAGGCGGCGUCGGGGUCAGCUUCCAACUGAACGAGUCACUUCUAUGUUUCGUAAACGCUCAUCUGGCAGCCCACACGCAGGAGGUAGAUCGUCGCAAUGAAGAUCAUGACGAAAUCAUACGAAGGAUGUCUUUCGAGAAAACCUUCCGAGGAAGAUCCAUUGACGAGCAUCAUCACAUUUUUUGGAUCGGUGAUUUGAACUACCGACUUAACGGGGAGAUCUCUCAAGAAUUUGUAAACGAAAAAGACAGAGACUACAAUCAACUUUACCCGUACGAUCAACUGUAUUUGGAGAAGCUAAGAAAAAGGAUCUUCCGGGAGUACAAGGAAGGGAAAAUCCUGUUUGGACCGACGUAUAAAUACAAUCCCGGAACGGAUGACUGGGACAGUAGCGAGAAAAACCGUUGUCCUGCCUGGUGUGACCGGAUCCUGUGGAAAGGACCUCGGAUAGAUCUGUUAAAGUAUGAUAGCGUUAUGCAACUUAGAAAGAGCGAUCACAAACCGGUUUUUGCGGUUUUCAAUGUAAACAUUGAGACAAAAGAUGAAGAAAAGUUCAAAAAAGUACAUGAAGAAGUGUUGAAAACUGUCGAUAAGUAUGAAAACGAUAAUCAGCCACAGAUAACAGUGGAACAAACGGAUCUCGACUUUGGGCUCAUACGGUUCAAUGAAAAGUAUUCUCGGGAACUGUUGGUUGCCAAUAAUUGUCACCUUCCGGUACGGUUUAAAUUUGCCGCCAAAGAUGAACGACACAGUAACGUUUGCGAGGAAUUCAUCCAGAUCAGUCACAAAUCGGGGGAACUGAUAACCGGCAACAGCCUUAGCAUACGGAUAGAUAUUUUCGUAGAUGCCAAGGCAGCUUCUUGUAUGCUGAAAAAACUGAAGGAUGCUAAAGCAGGGGUGAAAAUUCCGCUAGACAUUCUCGUUUUGCAUGUCGAGAACGGACGGGAUAUUUUUAUCACCAUCUUCGGAGAGUACAAGUCCAGCUGCUUCGGAGUUUCACUGGAAACAUUGAUGAAACUGAACAAACCGAUCUACGAGUACGAGAUCAACGAAUUGAUAGCCCUGGAGAAGGAAGAAAAAUUGCUGGACCUAACGGAUGACGAAGAGCUUAAAAUUCCCCGGGAAAUCUGGCGGCUGGUGGAUUAUCUGUACAACAACGGCAUGGAAUCGUCGCAGCUGUUUACCCUGAAUCGAACGCAUUCCAAGCACGAAAACAUUCUGGAGAUUCGCGAUUGGCUGGACAGUUGGUCAUCGGAGGCGUUCCCUGGAGUACCGAAAACGGCGGCCGAAGCUUUGCUGCUGCUGCUGGAAUCGCUCCCGGAACCGGUGGUCACCAUCAGCGUUCACGAUUGCUACGUGUACGCGGACAACUACGAAAAGUGUCGGGAACUCAUCCGGACCAAGUUGAAACCCGUUCACCGGCUGGUGUUCCUGUACAUCUGUAUGUUUUUGAUCGAGCUGCGAAGGCGGAACCCUUCGAUUCGGCUGGAACAAUUGGCGGCUGUUUUCGGAAAGGCACUGAUACGCCCGACUCAACCGCCGGUGGCUAGAACUCCUGCCGGAAAUGAAGUUUACGCUUACACCGACGGCGAACGAGACCAGAGACGGAAGUUUAUGAUGACCUUCCUGAUGAGCAAAGUGCAAGAGUUCGCCAAAGCGGAAAUGAACGCCUCCGGAAAAUGAACCUUGGGGUUGAUGGGGAUUGUUAGGUGUAGGCCAUAGCUAUUGUUGGAUCAUAAGAGAACAUUAGAUGGUUAAAGAAAUCCGGAGUAACUUAAAGUUGAUCACCCGAACCUGCCGGAAGCGUACUUUGAGUUCUCCCAUCUAAACAUGGGAGAAUGUUUGUAUAAUCAAAUCCAAGCAAUAGGCAAAUUUUGUAGCUCUGCUUACAAAUUAAAAAUAAAUGGCAUGUAAUAUUCCCGCUAGUUGGUAGGAAAAGUGAAAUUUGUGCAACCAGAACAAUACAUGAAAUUUAUAUAGCAACUUUACGAACAUAAUUUGUAUUACGAGAUAGCUGAUACAGGAGUUAACGGCGGAUCCUUGAUAAACUUAUUAAGAAAAACAUAUUUUGAUCGUAUUUGUAAAUAUAUACAAACUUUUGUGCUGGAUUCAAUGUCAAUUUGUUUUCAUGUUAUUUUCUGUUAAGGUAUUUGAUCAGCCUCGUGCUAGAUUUUCGAAAGUCGACUCUGAAUGCAUUUCAAAACACGUCUUUAUAGAAGUUUACGUGUAUACAUGACGUAUAUAAAACCCUUACUUAAUUUAUUAAUUUGCAGUUUGCAAUAUUCAAAACGAAUGUCAAAGUAUUCAGCUAAAACGUCAAAAUAUAAGUUCAACAUUCCUUCACGAGAAGUCGUAUAUCCAACCGAGAAUGCUGGCAUAAACGUGAAAACAGAUCAACUGCGAAUUCAGUUUCAAACACUU